CUUCCACCCUUAUUAUUCGCCAAUAUUCUUAUCCACUACUCCAUCCAUUUAUAAACCCUUCACCUUCAAAAAAGAAAAAAAAGAAAAAAAGAAUCUUAUCCAAAACUCACCGAGUCCUCCAUUCGCCGAGUCAAAUAACGAUGACUCGGCGGUGUAGCCAUUGUAACAACAAUGGCCACAAUUCCCGUACUUGUCCCUCCACCAGAGGUGACGGUGGUGGUGGUGUGAGGCUAUUUGGUGUAAGGCUAACAGAUGGAUCAAUAAUGAAGAAAAGUGCUAGUAUGGGAAAUUUGUCUUCCCUUCAUGGCUAUCAUUCAUCUAAUCCUGGUUCACCUUCUUCUGAUUUGCCUGAUGGUUAUCUUUCUGAUGAUCCUGCACAUGCUUCUUGUUCUCCUAAUCGCAGAAUUGAAAGGAAAAAAGGUAUUCCCUGGACAGAGGAAGAGCACCGGCUUUUCUUGAUUGGUCUACAGAAAUUGGGCAAAGGAGAUUGGCGGGGUAUAUCACGAAACUUUGUGACAUCAAGGACUCCCACCCAAGUAGCUAGCCAUGCCCAGAAGUAUUUUAUUCGGCAGACUAAUGCUUCUCGGAGAAAGAGAAGAUCCAGUCUUUUUGACAUUGUUGCUGACACGGCUACUGAUGGUUCUCAUCCACUUCCUGAAGAACAAUUUAUGCUCCCACCUAGAGCAAUGGAAAGUGAUAAGGAACAGUUAGCACCUUCUGCAACAAAAGCAAUAGAAACUGCUUUUGCAGAUUCACUCCCUUCCUUAGAUCUCUCUCUCAAGUCAGAUUUUGAAUCCAUGGAAACCGCUCCAAGUGAAUCUGUUGAAGAAACGACACCAAAUACAACAACUAGCCAGAUUCCUUCAGUAUAUCCAGCAUUCUUCCCAGCUUACAUUCCAGUUCCAUAUCCAUUCUGGCCAUCAAAUGCAAUUCCGGUCGCUCAAGAUAGAGGAGCAGAACCAUCCCAUCAUCAGGUCGUCAAGCCAAUUCCAACCGUCCCUAAAGAACCCGUGAAUGUAGAUGAGCUAGUGGGAAUGUCCCAGCUCACUUUAGCAGACGCUUGUUCUGGCCAUAUUGAGCCUUCUCCACUUUCCCUAAAAUUAACAGCAGAACCAUCAAGGCAAUCAGCUUUUCAUGCUAGCACACCAGUCAAAAGCUCAGAGAUUACCAAGGGCGAAACCGCUCCAAUUCAAGCACUUUAAACUUAUUAGGAUGAGUCUGCCUUGUUAUCUCUCUCUAUUUUCUCUCAAGGGUGUAAGGACAUGUUUUUUUCCUGUUCAUCUAUGUAAGAUAGGAUAGGUACUUCUAAGGAAGCAGCAAGUAGGUGAAUUUAGCUGGAAAUUCAUUCUUUGUCAUUGUAUAGAACUAGUGUGUCUAACAAAACCUAAUACUUUGGUGUUUUAUGUAAAUUGUUGGCAUCUUUGUAAUUGCUUUUAUUUUCUCAAAUAAAGAGAAAAGAAGGGAUCACUGAUUCUUGUUCAGUGUGA
This is a messenger RNA of Lycium ferocissimum, 1487 nucleotides long. RefSeq names its product transcription factor MYBS3. The record is from RefSeq and is a predicted model, not a curated record. The transcript has 3 exons. Gene Ontology annotation, molecular function: DNA binding; zinc ion binding. Bases 141 to 1202 code for a protein of 353 amino acids. Lineage: Eukaryota; Viridiplantae; Streptophyta; Magnoliopsida; Solanales; Solanaceae. Gene Ontology annotation, biological process: response to ethylene; response to auxin; response to gibberellin.